AGGAACAAUACAGCUGGAUUUUAUUUGUAUACAGAUCUAGUGUUAAUGCAAUGAUAAUAUUUAAAAGAUAUGAAUUUCUUAACAAUGUUAAAAGAUUUCCAAAGUAUGGGAUGCACAGAUCAAAGUAAAUGCGCGGUUGCCUGUCGCGUCUACAUGGAUUUGAUGGAAGAUAAACGUUACACCGAUAUAGAAAAAAUAUUUGACGAGAACUUGAAUAUAAUUUAUUUAAAAACGCAGUUUUCGACCAAUGGCUUAGUAACUAUAUUACCUACGCUGGACUGCCAAGAGGUAGAUUUUCAAUUGAUUGAACAACUACAGAGAAAAAAUGAAAAUAAAAGUUUAACUUUAGCUAUUUGCGAUACAUCGUCAAAUAUUUUAUACUAUAAACUUUCCAAUGGUUUUGUGGACAAAACAUGACUGUUUUUAGGCGCCUUCUAAUGUUAAAUAAAGCACUCUCUUCUCUUUUCAUUUCGUUAAACACAA
Molecule: messenger RNA, 483 nt
Organism: Glossina fuscipes
Lineage: Eukaryota; Metazoa; Arthropoda; Insecta; Diptera; Glossinidae
Gene: Tsen15
Product: tRNA-splicing endonuclease subunit Sen15
Exons: 4
Coding region: 70-417 (115 amino acids)
Biological process (GO): tRNA splicing, via endonucleolytic cleavage and ligation
Molecular function (GO): nucleic acid binding
Source: RefSeq, a predicted model, not a curated record